This is a messenger RNA of Drosophila takahashii, 802 nucleotides long. RefSeq names its product Cytochrome c oxidase assembly factor 8 (gene Coa8). Gene Ontology annotation, biological process: intrinsic apoptotic signaling pathway. The record is from RefSeq and is a predicted model, not a curated record. NCBI's taxonomy places the organism in Eukaryota, Metazoa, Arthropoda, Insecta, Diptera, Drosophilidae. Gene Ontology annotation, cellular component: mitochondrion.
UGUUCCAGCCGGUCACACUAGCGAACUGACAUAACAUAGUAUUAUCGAUAAUAAUAAUAAACCGAAAGAUGAACAAAUGCCUUAGGCACCAGCCCCGGAUACUGCUCUCCCAGCUCGGCCUCCCGCGGUUCUAUGCCGCCGUCCAGGCGGAGCCACCACAGAAGAAGCCCGCUCCCAGGGUGGGACUGGCCCACAGGCCCGAUCCCAAGUCGGUGAAGUGCGACUACAUUGGGCCGCCGGACGCGGAGUCCAACCUGCGGCCAUAUGUGCGGCACUACGACGACGAGGAGACGCGGCUGGCGAGGAGCCUGCGGCUCAAGCGGAUCGAGGUGGAGGCCUGGAACACGGACUUCUGGACGCGGCACAACAGGCGCUUCUACGAGGAGAAGGAGGACUUCAUGCGGCUGCACAGGGAGAGCGGGAGCAGCGAGGUCUCCGCGGACCAGAUGAGCCACUUCUACAAGGCGUUCCUCGACAAGAACUGGCGCAUCCACAUGAUGUACAAUAUCUCGUGGUACCUCAAGAACCUCGACAUCCUCACCCUGGCCGCCGGAGUCCAGCUGCAGCGGCUCCUCGCGCUGGCCAAGCGGCGGAGGUCCACGUAGAUGCAAAAUUCCUAGUCAAAUCCCUUUACUUUGCCAUGACUCGAAAUAAAAGAUCGUGUGUGUAAAAUGUGGUGGCAUAAAAUUUACUUAACUAGUAAGGGGAUGAAAAAUACACGUUGCUCGGAGUUGGUUAAUGUACUUAAAGGUAUUGCAAAACUAUUUAAAAAAAAUAAAAUAAGAGUAGGUGUUUGUAUCCU